UUUGUUUGUUAAAAGUACAGCGGGAGAUGUACUUUUGGGGGAAGGAGAGGAGAUGGCGAGGAAGAGAGAAAGUCCCAAGCUUGUCAAAAUCAAAGACGCCAUUAAUCUCAUCAACCAACGCGUUAGUCUAAUCGGUAUCGUUAUUGAACAAAGAGAACCUAAACAAUGUCGCAACAAUGAUUGGAUUUGUACGCUUCGUGUAAUUGAUGAUACAUACCCAAGUCCUGGAUUUACAGUAAAUGUAUUUAGUAACACUCUUGAACAACUUCCUCAAAUCAAGAACUACGACGAUAUGAUUCUCUUUACACGCAUCAAGAUGCAAACUUUUGAUAGUGGUAAAAGAGUAAAUGCUGCUUGUGAUAGAUGGGUUGCUUCGUUUGCGCUGUUCGAAGGAGGAGGUACUGGCAAGGAUUUUGUUUGUUACCAAUGCUCUUCGAAUUUUCAUGAAGAAGAAGCACUAUACAAGAGUUCCAUGGAUGAUCUACGCAAAGUGUUUGCCGGUUCUAGCGGAUUUCUUAAAGCUCAGAGUUCGAUUUACAGAGUAACACCUUGCUCCCAAGAAAAAAUUUCAUUCUUGAGAGAGAUCAAGAAUGGAAAAUGCUUUGAUUUGGUGUGCAAGAUCCUCCAUGCCGAUGAACAAAUGAGCACCGUUUUUGUAUGGGAUGGAACUGAUGCUCCCCCAGCAUUUAUUCUGGCAACGGGAGUCGAAGAAGACGAGGCAUUUAGCAGUCUCUCAGUUAACACUUUUCUGUCCAGAGAUACAUUGCUCAGCUUUCCAACACUUGGAACGAUCUUGAGAGUUUCUCUAAGCAGUCAUCUAUUUCAUCAGGUUAAACCUGGUGACUGGGUGAAACUUUACCAUUUACACUGUGAAGUUGAUAGGGGAUCUUGGGUAGGUAAAGUUACCAACUCUACAAAGGUUCGUCGCGCUCAAGAUGAUUGUUUAGUUGAAAAGAUAAUGAGGAUAUAUGAUAAGAGAAUAGCGUCAAAGUUGGGACACAUUCCAUAUUGGAGUUUUCCGUCGCCUCCUGGAUUAACAGAGACAGAUGACAAUUGUGCUCCAUUUGUUUCACUGAUGGACAUCAUAACAUUCCCCAAAGUUACAUGCAAGUACAAAUGCAUUGUUCGGGUUGUAGCUGCAUACCCUUGGCAAGUAGAAGAUUUCUGUUCAGAUGAGAAUCGCCGGCACCGAGUUUUGUUGACAUUGGAGGAUCCAAUAGCGACUUUAGGUGCUUUCUUAUGCGAUAAAGAAGCAGAGUACUUUUGGGGUUUAGGAUUUCAGGACACACAGAUAUUGAGGAAUAAACGGAAUCGGUUGCUUGGAAUAAGGGGAUUCUCCAACUUGGGUGCUCCAAGAAAUCCACCAUGGAUUGAGUGUUGUAUCUUCUCCUACUAUACUCAUAAAGCUGACCCAUGGACGACCAGAAAAUACAGAAUCUUUGGUACUCGCCUUCUUGAUUAAGCUUUGUUAAGACUAAAUAGUUUAGUAUUAGGAGUUUAAUACAUAGAUCGAUGUCAAGAAUGUUGGAUGUAGCUAACCAAAAGAACCUCUUCAUGGUAUAAUGUAUCAAGAAUCAUAAGAUGAAUUUUCAGAAAAAUAAAGAGAGCUAAAUAAGCAAAUCAUGUCCUUACAA
Camelina sativa (false flax) is the source of this 1634-nucleotide messenger RNA. It is a transcript of the gene ATPOT1A, whose product is annotated as Nucleic acid-binding, OB-fold-like protein. Gene Ontology annotation, cellular component: nuclear telomere cap complex; chromosome, telomeric region. Lineage: Eukaryota; Viridiplantae; Streptophyta; Magnoliopsida; Brassicales; Brassicaceae. Gene Ontology annotation, biological process: regulation of telomere maintenance via telomerase; telomere capping. The record is from RefSeq and is a predicted model, not a curated record. Gene Ontology annotation, molecular function: G-rich strand telomeric DNA binding; telomerase inhibitor activity.